GUGCUUUUUGUAUUUGUAGUUGUGUCCUCAGUACUGGCCAGAAAACGGAGUACACCGACAUGGUCCUAUUCAGGUGGAGUUUGUAUCAGCUGAUUUAGAAGAAGACAUCAUCAGCCGGAUAUUCCGAAUUUAUAAUGCAGCCAGACCCCAGGACGGCUAUCGGAUGGUGCAGCAGUUCCAAUUCCUGGGAUGGCCCAUGUACAGGGACACGCCGGUUUCCAAACGCUCAUUCUUGAAGCUCAUCCGCCAGGUGGAGAAGUGGCAGGAGGAGUACAAUGGGGGAGAGGGACGCACAGUUGUCCAUUGCUUGAAUGGAGGUGGCCGCAGUGGGACGUUUUGUGCAAUCAGUAUUGUUUGUGAAAUGCUUCAACAUCAGAGGGCUGUUGAUGUAUUCCAUGCUGUGAAGACACUGAGAAAUAAUAAGCCUAACAUGGUGGACCUUCUGGAUCAAUACAAAUUCUGCUAUGAAGUGGCUUUGGAAUACUUGAAUUCUGGCUGAUGACAUAAACAGCUCAGACACUGUUCCUCCCUCCACCACCACAAACAAAGCAAGUCGUUUCAUGAUAUCUGUGUCAAUGAGAUGAAGACUUCUCAGUGUUACGCUUCUACUGCUUUGUAUAACUGGCUCUUUUUAAGAGCCCAAAGAGAUGUUUAUAAAACUGCUUGCACUGCCCAUUUUCCACUAUUAAUGCCGCUGCUUGACACCCAUAUGAGCGUACACCAAACCACAUGGCGGUCGUUGAACACUGUAUUCAUAUGUAGCCAUCGGUGUGGUGAAGCAGCAUAGUCCUCUGGUAAAUAAGAGAGCACAAUUAUAUUCUUAUGAAGGAAUUUGUACUCCUCGUUAUAUUUUGUCGCCUGUGAUUCUCAGUUAUUGUCAUGGCCUAGUGUACAUUUCUGUUCUGUGGAGAAUGCUAUCUGGCAUUUUGAUAAUAUAUGAUUUUAGUUAUAUUUGCAUUCUAACACGUGCAUAAUAAAUGAAUCAUAUGUAGCUUAUUUGAACUAAUGGAAAGACGUGUACCAAAUCAUGUUAACUUUUUUGAGUUGUAAUUUCUAUCCACUUUGUACCAUUUCAGAGAGAGAAUCUUGGUAGAAGUGCAGUUAGACAAAUGCAAAAUACAGGAUGCUCAGAUUAAUAUAUCCAAAGCUUUUUCAUUUGUUUAUAUUGUAAAUAUUUUUUGAUUUCAUCAAAUUAUUUAUUCAUUAAAAUGAAUUUUUUUGUGAAGCACAGUGAGUGACAAUCAUUUUUAUUAAGCCCUGGAAAUGCUUACUGUAUGAUAAUGUAAACAUUUGUUUACCUUGUAUGGAUUCUCAGCUCAAUAAAUAAUUACAUACAUGAUAAAAUCUUGUUAUUUAAUACCUCUUGGCAUCUGAGUGCCUUCCAGUAAACCUCUUUUGACUUUAAUUCCUCUGAAUAAUUAGCUACACCAAAGCAUGCUUUUUGUGUGAUCUAGUUUUAAUCCAGCCAAUAGCAAGAAAGAUGUGUCAUGCCACUAUAUAAAAAGAAGAGGUGAGUUGGAUGAAUUCAGAUACUCAUACACAAAUGGAAAACCUGAAAGUUCUGCUGCUCAGUGAAGAAGAGCUGAUGUUGGUUGGGCAUGCACUACUCAGUCUUGUCACAGAGGCAUGUUAUGCCUCACCUUCAUGGAUGCAGUGCAAGAAGCACAGUAGCAAAGAGGACUGAACCAGCAAUGGCUUGCUGCACUGUCCUUUGGGAUUCCAGAUCUUUCUCUCUCACCCAGCAGAACCGAGGAGACAUUGCAGGCAGAACAACUGCUCAGUACUGAAGCCUUCCAGAGCUGUACGGAAACCCAGAGCGAAGAGGUUGCAGACUGCUCAGUAUUUCAGCUCUUAAAAAGAUUGUUUUAACAUGAGAGCCAUCUGGAAUGGGGACAGUAUCAAUAUAAGUGUAUCAAAGUCAAAAUGUUUUGAGAGCCUUUAAAUCUAAAAGGUAUCCAGCCUGGAUAGAAUGAUGCACAGCUUGUCAAGUGCCAGUUCCAAAUCACUGCAAAAUUCAAAUCUGAAGACAUGAGGAUUGGCUUCCUCUGCAGCUGGAAAGCAUCUAUUUUACAAGAAAAAUUCUUUAAAAUGUAGCUGACAGCUACAGGCCAUUGCUGUAAACAGCAGAGAAAUACUGAAGAACUUAGGAAAAACAACCCCAGCUCUGAGAAGAAUGGCUGUGCUUGGGUGAGCCCUGUAGCACUACAGUCCAUUGCAAGAUAUGCUCUGAUUCACAUGGAAACCUCAAAUACUGUAUUCCUCCAAGCAGUUUGACAGACCCGGUAUAACAGCCGAGCACACUUCGCCGUAAUAAUUAAAGAUUGCUAAAAAAUUUAUUUCCAGUAUCUAGUCAUUGAAAUAUGCAUACAUGUGUCUAAUAUUACCUGAUGGUUCUGAGAACUUUAAGGCAGCUAAGCAUGCUGAAGAAGUGCUGAGACUGAAAGUGACAUAGGCAACAUGAUCCCAAACUUGAGCAAGAUUUGUUGAAAUGCAGCAAGAAUUGUGGCAAUCUCUCCCAAGGUCAGAAACCGCCAGUAUUAUUUCAGAUGUUGCACUCUUCAAGACUUGCUUUGACACAGGUAGGUCUUGGGGAGUAAGUGGUGAAAGGAGUUGACAAGAAGAGAGUUCUGCAAGGUUUUUAAUUUCUUUACUGAUGAUAUCACUGAUUUUCUUCUUCUUCUGGCACAGGCAUAGUCAAACCACUCUGAACUUCAAUGUCGUCAAAUGGGAGCCAGCUCAGGAAAGUAGUAAGUCACUUUGUGUCCUCACUCUCCUACUACAGUUAUCAAUAUGAAUGAUAAAAAUCCAGGCUUAGGUAAAGUAUUUUGGCAAGAAGAAAAAGAAAAAAAA
Messenger RNA from Meleagris gallopavo (turkey), 2850 nucleotides. NCBI's taxonomy places the organism in Eukaryota, Metazoa, Chordata, Aves, Galliformes, Phasianidae. The record is from RefSeq and is a predicted model, not a curated record.